GGGGGGGGGCGAGGCCUCUCACUCGGGCAAUAUGGCGUCCACGACCGAAGGGAAGAAACUAGUGCGCAGUCCGAGUGGGCUCCGCAUGGUGCCCGAGAACGGCGCGUUCAGCAGCCCCUUCUCACUCAGCGAACCUCAGUGGGUUCCGGACAAGGAGUGCCCAAGAUGUAUGCAGUGUGAAGCAAAAUUCGACUUUCUUAACAGAAAACAUCACUGCCGGAGAUGUGGAAAGUGCUUCUGUGAUAAAUGCUGCAGCAAAAAGGUCCCUCUUCCACGGAUGUAUUUCAUAGAUCCAGUGCGCCAAUGUGCGGAAUGUUCUUUGAUCUCUCAGAAAGAGUCCGAAUUCUUUGACAAACAGAUCAAGGUGCUCAUAAACGGGGCUACAUUCCUUGUUACCUCUGGUUCCUCAGAGAAAAGUGAAACAAUGGUUUGCCGACUCUCAAACAACCACAGGUAUCUUUACCUGGAUGGAGAAAGUCGCUUUGAAAUUGAAGUUUCCCGAAUUAUAAAUGUUCAGGUGCUAACUGAAGGUUUUACUCCUGGAGAGAAAGAUAUUCACACUUAUACGAGUCUACUGGAGAAUCCAUACAUUACAGAAGGAAAUAAUACACGUGCCACUGGAAUGCUGGUUCAAUAUAAAGCUGUGAGCUCCCAGGAAUCCAAGCAGCUGAAGCUAACUGCAGCUGAUGAUUUCAACAGUAACAAGAAGAUGUCUGUCAGUUGGUUAGCUGCUAUGCAUAAGGCUGCCAAACUUCUGUAUGAAUCAAGAGAUCAAUAACCCUUCCUGAGUUUUAAUACAUCAAGACAAAAUGGAUGCCAUACUGCAAAGAAAUGCAAACAUUUUAUCCAGUUUUGCUUGGUCUUUUUUCCUCACUCCUUUGAGACGGUGAGGUUUUCUUAGUGCUUUUUGUAUUGAGUGAUUUCUGAAAACACUUCUUGGGGAAAAUGCAACAAAUAUUUCAGGAAUAUUUUUGGUGCAUUGAAGUAUUCACUAAAAGUAUAGUGCAAUAUGUAGAAUUUACACAAUGAUGUUUUAAAUGUAAGGUUUCACAUUUAAAUUAAAAUUUUGCUAAGUAUUUUUGUUACUAAUCAAACAACCUGCAGUUUAACCAAGACUGCUAAAAAUGAGCUUUUUGUUACGAAAGACACGAUUGAUGUAGAAUACUUUAUUUUACUACAUUAUUGGUGUGAAGUCUAAAGUUAUAUUGAGGGAAAUAGUAAAAUUUGCAUUAAACUUCAGAAGUUGACAGUUCAGCAUUCUGCAAAUAGCUUUUGGCAGAAACUGCUUGUUUUCAUUUUUCAAAAAGAGUUAGUCACCAUAAAUUAAUAAUGGUUUCAGUUCCAAUUGAGUGUCUUUGUCCCCUCCCUCCCAACGAGUGAAAUUUCAUCUUAACAUGCCAAAGGAAAUAACUACCUGUACAAAAUAGAUGCACUAUUUAAUCUCAUUUCUGCUCAUGUACUGCCACUUUGCAAAGUCUUCAAAAGGAGGAUGCUUUAUUUUUAUUCUUGUAAUUUAUUUGGUAAUCUGUUAAAAAUGCUAGAUAUAAAAUAAGUAGCAUGCAAAAAAAAAAAACACUACUCACAAACCAAAUAUGUUUUGGAGCAAGGCAAAGUUUAAAACUAAAUUGAGGGGGGAGAAUUUUUUAAAAAUAAUUUAAAUUGCUAAAAAUACAGAUGACCGACAUUUGUUUUAGAAUUUGAGAAUUCCACUUACUUUUCAUUGAUCCAGAGGUAUAGGGAUUUUCCUGUGAGCUUUACGGUUAGCAUUAAAUGCUCCAGAAAAUAAAGUAAUGCAUUUAAUUAUAAUGGGGGAAACUUGAUAUGAAAUGUUUUCUGGACCAAAAGAGCAAUAUAAAAGGCAUUUUAGUAUGAGACUUCUGGCUAUGUAUAAAAAUUUUGAUAUUAAUUACUGCUGUGUCAAGUUUGUGUUCACAUUUUAAUUGUGGACAAUAGGUAGCUCAAAUUGUUGUAAAUAUUUGAGCAGAUCUUAACUUCCAUAGUCAAUAAACUUUUGCAUUUCUGGUUU
Messenger RNA from Callorhinchus milii (elephant shark), 2026 nucleotides. RefSeq names its product zinc finger, FYVE domain containing 21 (gene zfyve21). Lineage: Eukaryota; Metazoa; Chordata; Chondrichthyes; Chimaeriformes; Callorhinchidae. Gene Ontology annotation, molecular function: metal ion binding. The transcript has 8 exons. The record is from RefSeq and is a predicted model, not a curated record. The coding region runs from base 32 to 778 and encodes 248 amino acids.